CACACCGCCGCCGCCGCCGGGCCCAGCUCCCCCAGCCCCGCCGCUUCCGCCGCCGCUCCGCCGCCCCGCCGGAGGACGGUCCCGCUGUGAAGAGCAUGGCCGUGACUGUAGAGAAGGCCCAGAAGUUGGGCUACACCUGCCUGAAAGCACUCCUCAGGUUCGCUUUUAUGGUCGCCAAUAACCUGGUUGCUAUUCCGUCCUACGUCUUGUAUUUAAUUGUGCUGCAGCCUCUCCGAAUAUUGGACAGCAAAAGCUUCUGGUAUAUCGAAGGAGUGUUAUUUAAAUGGCUUUUAGCUAUGGUGGCUUCCUGGGGCUGGUGGGCAGGAUACACAGUAGUGGAAUGGGGUGAUGAUGUCAAAGCAGUGUCAGAAGAUGAAGCCAUGGUGCUGGUGAACCACCAAGCGACGGGCGACGUGUGCACGCUGAUGAUGUGCCUGCAGGACAAAGGCACGGUUGUCCGUCAGAUGAUGUGGCUGAUGGACCAUAUUUUUAAGUAUACAAACUUUGGCAUUGUGUCUCUAAUCCAUGGAGACUUCUUUAUAAGACAGGGGAGAACACACCGUGACCAGCAGCUCGUGUUACUCAAAGACCAUCUAGAAAAAUAUUAUAGGAGCCGCAAUAGGAAGUGGAUUGUUUUAUUUCCAGAGGGUGGCUUUCUUAGGAAAAGAAGAGAAACAAGCCAGGCAUUUGCCAAGAAAAACAAUUUGCCAUUUCUUAAGCAUGUCACCCUGCCAAGACUUGGGGCAACACAAGUCAUUCUGAAGACGCUUGUAGCGCCACAAGAAAAUGGAACUCCACCAGCUGGAGAUGGUGUGAGAAGAGAGAGCAAAUCCAAAGGCCUCCAGUGGGUGAUAGAUACAACCAUUGCAUAUCCCAAAGGUGAACCUAUAGACAUCCAGACCUGGAUUCUUGGCUACCGACAACCAGCAGUGACACACGUACAUUACAGGAUUUUUCCAGUGAAGGAUGUCCCUGCAGAGCCUGAAGCUCUCACAAACUGGCUGUAUCAACGAUUCAUUGAAAAGGAGAACCUCUUGACACAUUUCUAUGAAACAGGAGCUUUUCCACCACCCCAGGGUCAGACAAAAGCGAUUUCUCGGGAGAUGACCCUCAGUAACCUGUGGCUGGUUGCCAUACAAUCAUUUGCAUUUUUGUCAGGAGGGAUGUGGUACUGCCUCUUUCAGUAUUUGUACCAUUGCCUAUUUUAAAAGUGGAAUGGGACCUGAGGACACAAUGGGAAUCCAGGCUCUUGCAAAUGAGUAUCAUAUUGUAUGUGCAAAUGUGAAUAUUCAAGAGUAAAGGAAAAUACUGGAUGGACUUUUACCUCUCUUUGGGGGAAUUUUAAACUCCACUAAAAGUGAAGAUCAGUAACCUAGUGACCUGAUGAUGUAUUAUUUUAAGAAUUGUCUGUAUUUUUAAAAAUGUAUACUCUCACCCACACUUAAGCAAAUUCAGCAUUUGGACAAAAGGUGCAAUCGUACAACCACCGUAGAAGAAUGUCUGUGACAAGAAAGCUUUGUCACCACAAGUAUUUCUUGGCAUUGUAGUUAGAGCUCAGAAAAUUCAGCAACUUGUCUCUUCAGUAGUGUGUACAGCAUUGGUGUGGUAGAGAUUCCUCAUUUGCACAACGUGUACUUUACUGCAGCUCACUGUGCUGGAGUCAGAAUCCUCAGCAGAGCUGUGGAGGUGUCCUUGUGGCUACGCAGUCAGCAGUUGUUGUAGCAGACACAUCGAUCUGAGCCCAACACCCAAAUAAGAUCUGGUGUCAGGUCUGUCCUCUGAGGCCCUGGUCCUCACACAAGCAUUGCAGCAUCACAGUGUGAUUAAAAGCUGUCCACGUGGGAUGAAUCAGCCCAUCCCUGCUGUGGUCUUGCCAUCAGCUCUCUGAGUUCCAUGUGCUACCAGUGUCUCGUGUUAUAGGGAAGCUUGGAAAAUACAAAGUCACUCGGUUCAAUUCCCUUUUUGCUCAGAAUGCAGCUAAACCCUCACCAUCAGUUUUGAAAAUGCACUUUCCAAGGUGAAAAGUCAGUGAAGGAAAGACAUAAAACGUAGGGAACAGAGGGAAGCUUUGUUUGUCACACAUUGGAAGGCAGAGCAAUUCUAGCUGUUUCUGAAGGUCUGCUGGUGCUGCUGGUGAUUUUUAGCCACAUUUGUAUUUUGUAUACUGCAGUCCAACCAAGGUGACCUUGGAGUGGUUUAUUGAGGCCUUUUUCUCCCCGCUAGUUGCAACAGUGCUAAACAUACUUGUGGGAGAGUUUCAAUAAUUAAAUGCCAACCAUCUUAAUGUUUUGCUAAGGAGAAAUAGAAGAAAAACUAGUUUCAUAAAAAGAAAAAAAAAGGUAAAAUUGCUAUCAUAAAUCUGUAGGAAGAUACUACUGAAAAAAUAAGUAUGGUAAAUAUUCUGAAUAACUACAUGGAGGGCAGUAUUAAUUAGCUCACCACUAAAAUCUUACUGGAAUAAGGAGGGGUUGAACUGGAGGGCAGAUGGGAACAGAGGACACUUUCAGAUGUGUAGUGCAGGAUCCUUUUGAAAGGAUGUCAGUGAUGUACAGCCUUACUUCUGGCAGGUCUGGUUGGCAUUGUGUUUAUGUGAUUAUGCACAGAUUUGCGAGAACGGUUCCUAAAAUAAAACUAAUCUCUCUAAAUACAGGCAGGGUAGCCAGAACUUCAGAUGUUGGCAUGCUGCCUUCUACAGAGUAAUUUUGUUGAGAACAAAGUAAGCCCUCAGUAGUUUUGGCUCUGAGCUAGCAAUAUUGAUUCCCCUUCUGUCUCCCUCUGCUGCUACAUGAAUCACAGGAGGUGGUGUGCAGAAUACAAAACCUUGCCAGUGUUCUCUUUCUGUGGGGGGGGCAAAGAGCAUACCAAAACACGAGGCAGUGCCAAUUUCCCCUGGCUUUGUGGAAAAAUACUUUGUCAAAUAUGCCAUCCCUGCCCCUCCCCAUGCAGCAGUGGUUGCUCAGUGGGGAUGGAUGCAAAAUGACACCACAGUAAGGUCCCCUGAAGUGGGUGUUCCCUGCCUGACUCCACAGGAGGCUGGAGGAAAAGUACAGUGGUUGCCAAUAGCUUGAUGUUUGAGGCAGGAUGCUGUUUAUAAAUAGCAUCUCUGCACCUGAAUUCUGGUGUAACCAUUAAAAAGAGGUAGCUGUGCCAUGAUAGGGAAGGGAGUCUGUGGAGUUUUGUUGUUUCAUGUUGUUCUUGCUGAAGUUCAGCUGAUGGAAUGAAUGUAUUUAAUCUGCCAUUUGACAGGGGGCUGUUGGGGCAGCCCAGCACUGCUGUGUGUAAGUGGUUGUUUCUGCUGCCCAUGGGACUGACUCUUUCAACUCCAAAAGGCAGGUGGCAAGCUACUUGCUGUCCUCCCCCAUGUAGUUCGAUCAGAGCCACAGAGAUGCCCAGAGUACAGCUCAUUUUAUUUUGAGCUAGGACAGACUGGACUGAUGCAAAAAGGGAAGUUUAUAUAAGCAGAAUGCACAGCAGUUACUCCCAUCAGGAGAUUGUUCCUUACAGACCCUGUGAACUCCAUGUAAGAGCAUCUUGUUUUGUCAAAUGCAGUAUUUUUAUUUUCCCAGUGGGUUGCAGUCAAUAGCAAGUGUUCCUGUGCUGCCUCAAGAAAUGAGCACUGCACAGUUGUGUUUCAGACAAGCGUUUGAUUGAUCUGGUCCUGUUCAUUUUCACUUUGUUCCUCUGUAGUUCUUACUCUUACAAGAGGUUUGUUUCCAAGCACUGGUUGUUGUUUCAGUAGGGUGUGGAAACAGUGUCAGUCCCAGGCUUCUCUCCUGCCUGCACUGGAAAUUGUGAAGAGCACCUGACACCACAGCUCUGUACGGCCAAGUUGUGGGUGACACCAGAAUGAAACUGUGGGAAAGCAACACCAGAGGAGCCUCCCAGCAUGAUCCUGGAUGCUGCUUCAUGAAAGAUAAUAAAUUGGAUAAAAUAAGUUUUGCUAUGAAGGGAAGAAUGUAAAAUGGAUGCAAUAUGUAGGAAAUCCAGUGCUAAAAAUACCGUGCUGGUCCAGACUGUCUGGAUCUUAGCAGGUGAGUCUGUAAAACACAAAUUUCUGUAUUCUGCAUUCUGGGCAUUUUGCUGCACCAUCCAUGGGUUGCCUCCUCUGGAGAGUUCAAAAUGUGUUUUGCUAGAAACAUGAAUGAGCUGAACAGUUGAUCACAAAUUAAUAUCACAUUGAAUUUGUUUUAGGGGAAAAAUAAUGGAAAAAUGUGUAAAAUUAUCAAAAAUGAAAAAUUCACAGAAAAAAUUCCAACUGAAAGCUGUUGCACACAGAAGUGAGAACAGAGCAAUUUGAGUGCAUUGCAGAUAAUAAGAAUAAAGAUGGUUCUGUGCCAGGGUUGCCCACAAAACAUCUCCACGUUUCUAUGUUUAAUUGUUCAUAAAGAAGUUGUUAGAGUUGAAGUUGUGUCAGUCCUCAUGGUUUAGCUUUGCUGCUCUGUGAAUCCCAUGAUGUGAAGAGCACCUGUCCAUCCACACCAAGCAGUUUCCUCAGUGCCCUGGGGUGAGUGCGCCGUCAUUGCAGUCUCACUUGGGUUCCAUGUGUGGUUCUGUUGAAUCUUGCCACAGUUGUGUUUCUUUUUCUUCUUCUUUUUUUCUUCCUUUUUUAAAGUUGCUAUCACCAGAUGUUGAAAAGUGAAAUUUCAGUUUACCUUGAUUUCCUGGAAAAUGAAAAGCUUCCCUCUCCCUCCUCCCCCAGCGUCACAAAUAAGGCGCAUCUUCUUGCAGUAAAAAUAAAGCGAUCACUGUGGUACUGUUCUUGUUCACUUGGCUUGCAGAUGGUAGAACUUUUCUUUGUGUGACACUGCCAUAAAGUGCUGUUAACUUUUCUCACCUGUUUGUACAAGAUAAUAACAGAUACCGAUCACUGUGUGUGACAGGAUUCAACUGCUCCGCUUUGCCUUGACGUAAAUUUUGGGACCAAAGGUACCUAAAACUGGGAUUUCCAAACCACGAGCCCAGGCUUGGAUGCAUUCUCUUGACAGACAGCUGAAGAUUUUGUGGUGAUCUGAUACAAUCACACAAAAUAGUUAUACAUCUGGGGUUCUGUGUUUUUUGGAAAUAAUGGAGCCAUAUGAAAUAAAGGGUUAUUUUGCAAAAUUGCAUACUUGAUAGUUUUUACACUUCUUUUAAAAAAUAAGUGGGAAGAGCAAAAUGGAAACCAUACUCUGGUUCAAAAUGUCUGCAUACAUUAGAAAUGCUUCUGAGCAGCUCUGCUUUUUCUGUAAGAGCUGUAGACUGCCUGGCUGUGAUAGAAGUCAUCAUUGGAAGGACUUUCUGCAUUUUAAAGUUAGACCUUUUAUUUUAUCAUGAGAUAAUGAAGUAAUUAUUCACUGAACAACUGUCCUAUUAAAAUGAGCUAGUUACUUAAAAUUACUCCACCAUGAUGUUCAUACUGUAUGAUGAAAAGGGUUUUUUUUUUAUAGCAGUUAUCUUCACCUCCAGUUUUCUCCUUCCCUUCUCUGUUACUUGCAUUUUUGUUUCAUGUGAUAAAAUGUGGAAACCUGGAGUGACAGUCAGUGGUUUUGCAAAGGGCUGGUGAUGUUUGGAAUUAUUUUGCUGAAUUUAUUUCAUUGGGUAUUUUUUUAUAAAAUCUUUCCAGUAGCCAAGAUGUCUUUCAGAAAUGUAGAAAGAUACCAGAAGCAGCAUUUCUCUUUCUUUUCCCUGGGCUGGGGUUUUUUUUUUUGUUUCAUUUUGGUUUGGUUUUUUUCUUGUUUUGGUUUGUUUG
This is a messenger RNA of Melozone crissalis (California towhee), 5728 nucleotides long. It is a transcript of the gene LPGAT1, whose product is annotated as lysophosphatidylglycerol acyltransferase 1. The record is from RefSeq and is a predicted model, not a curated record. Bases 96 to 1208 code for a protein of 370 amino acids. The transcript is spliced from 9 exons. Gene Ontology annotation, cellular component: endomembrane system. Lineage: Eukaryota; Metazoa; Chordata; Aves; Passeriformes; Passerellidae. Gene Ontology annotation, molecular function: acyltransferase activity.